Malassezia sympodialis ATCC 42132 is the source of this 1419-nucleotide messenger RNA. RefSeq lists its product as uncharacterized. Gene Ontology annotation, biological process: mRNA splicing, via spliceosome. The transcript has a single exon. The record is from RefSeq and is a predicted model, not a curated record. The coding region runs from base 1 to 1419 and encodes 472 amino acids. NCBI's taxonomy places the organism in Eukaryota, Fungi, Basidiomycota, Malasseziomycetes, Malasseziales, Malasseziaceae. Gene Ontology annotation, cellular component: precatalytic spliceosome; Prp19 complex; catalytic step 2 spliceosome. Gene Ontology annotation, molecular function: protein binding.
AUGGACGCCGAAGCGCUGCCGCCCGCGCUGGCCGAGCUAGCCGAGCGGCACCUGAAGCGCAGCCGCACACUGAUGUAUCACUUCCACGCGGACGUGCCGGCCGUGCCCGAUGGGCCCCGCGCACACCUGGCCUCCAAGCUGCGCGCCGAGUACGACGGAGCGAUGGUGCUGCCGGAUGUCGUCCAGGCGCAGCAGGGCGCGAGCGCGCCCCUCGCCACCAAAGGCAAGGCGUCCGAGACGUCCGAUCUCCUUGCGCAGCUGGAGAAGGAGCGGGGCAUCACUCGCCCGGCGGCUGCAGGUGGCGCGGGCACGUCGCAGGCCGUGGCGCUGCGGUCGUCGCUGUCGCAUCCGACGGCCGCGUCGCAGCUGCAAACGGCGCUGAUUCCGCGGGAGCAUGCGGGCCACGAUACGGAGCGCUCGAUGCUGAGCAGUGCGCUGAUCCGCAAGAAGGAGUUGGCCGCGCAGCAGGCGAAGCCCGCGUACCAUGCGCCGUGGAAGCUGAUGCGUGUCAUAUCGGGGCACCUCGGCUGGGUGCGCUGCGUCGCCGUGGAGCCGAACAACCAGUGGUUCGCGACGGGCGCCGGCGACCGCAUCAUCAAGAUCUGGGACAUGGCGAGCGGCGAGCUGAAGCUCUCGCUCACGGGACACAUUUCGACGGUGCGCGGUCUCGCGGUGAGCCACCGGCACCCGUACCUCUUCUCUGCCGGCGAGGACAAGCUUGUGAAGUGCUGGGACCUCGAGACGAACAAGGUCGUGCGGCAGUACUACGGGCACCUCUCGGGCAUCUACGCGCUGAGCCUGCACCCGACGCUCGAUGUCGUCGUGACGGCCGGCCGCGAUGCGUCGGCGCGCGUGUGGGACAUGCGCACGAAGACGCAGAUCCACGUGCUGGGCGGGCAUCGCGGCACGGUCGCGAGCGUGCAGUGCCAGGAGAGCGAUCCGCAGGUGAUCACCGGGAGCAUGGACGCGACCGUGAAGCUGUGGGACCUGGCGGCGGGGCGGUGCAUGACGACGCUCACGCACCACAAAAAGUCGGUGCGCGCGCUCGCGAUCCCGCCGCACGAGUUUACGUUCGCGUCCGGCUCGGCGGGCGGGCGCAACAUCAAGCGCUGGCGGUGCCCCGAAGGCACGCUCAUGACGAAUAUGACGCACGAUGCGAUUGUGAAUACCCUCUCGAUCAAUGCCGACGGCGUGCUGUUCUCCGGCGCGGACGACGGCACGAUGCAGUUCUACGACUACGCGACGGGCGUGCCGUUCCAGGCCGCGAGCGACAUUGUGCAGCCGGGCUCGCUGGAUGCCGAGGCCGGCCUCUUCUGCUCGACGUUUGACCAGACGGGCACGCGCCUCAUCACGGGCUGUGCGGACAAGAGUACGUGGCCUCUACUGACUCCAGCAAUCAAAGUGUACCGCGAGACAUAG